AUGGCACCCUUAAUCCGCGUCGUUGGCUCUCUCAAUGCCGACAUGGUCUCAGUGACUCCUCGUUUCCCUGAAGCUGGAGAGACCAUCACUGCCUCGUCGUAUUUCACCAGCGCCGGUGGAAAAGGCGCCAACCAAGCCGUCGCAUGUGGUCGCAUGUCGCGAUCCCAGCCAUCCGCAUCUGGCACGUCUACCUCUACAAACCCUGUUACGGUCGAGAUGGUGGGUGCGGUGGGAGCUUUGGACGGUCACUUUGAUGCCCUGCUGAAGCCGACGUUGGAGAAAUCGGGUGUGGAUACUUCUCGUGUUCAGAUCAUCAAGGAUGCAUACACGGGUGUGGCGGUGAUUGUCGUUGACUCGUCUGCUGGAGGAGAGAACCGGAUUGUUUUCUCUCCCGGAGCGAACUAUACCGGUAUGCAACCUACUCCGGUGGUACUGGGGAUGGCACUUUUAGCUCCAGUGCCAGAUGUGAUUGUUAUGCAGGGUGAGAUUCCCAUCGACACGAUCAUCGGGACACUUCGAGAUAUCAAGGCAUGGAAGGAGAAGAACCGGGCGGAAGGGCAACGGGGAAUUGAGGCUGGGCCGGAUGUCAUAUUCAACCCUGCCCCUGCACCGCCGGGAGGACUACCAGAAGAUGUCUACAAAGCCGUGGACCAUUUCAUCAUGAACGAGACGGAAACCGAACUGAUGACCCCACCAACGGAGCAGCUCCUAAAGGUCGUUCCUGGUGCGGAGGGGCAACCUGGCAAGGAAAAGGUGGCUCGGUAUUUCCACCAGCUAGGCGUGACCUACGUCCUCAUCACAUUGGGAUCCAAGGGCGUCUGGUACAGUGCUACGGAUGCGGGAACAUCUGGCCCUGCUGAUGGCGUGAACCGAUUUACCAACGAGAUUCCAGCGGCAAAGGUGAGCAAAGUGCUCGACACGACUGCCGCUGGAGAUACUUUUGUGGGCGCGUAUGCCGUUGAGGUGGCGCGAUGGCGCGAACAGCGACGGGCAAACGGCAAGGCCGGACAGGAUGUAACCCAAGAAGAAAAGGGCGAGAGAUAUCAAAAGGUGAUGGAUCGGGCAAUGGGGAUCGCGACUCAAGCCGCGGCACGAGGAGUUGAGCGACAGGGGGCGAUGGACAGCAUUCCAUGGGAGGAUGAGAUCUAA
Messenger RNA from Aspergillus wentii DTO 134E9, 1149 nucleotides. Its product is annotated as ribokinase. The record is from RefSeq and is a predicted model, not a curated record. NCBI's taxonomy places the organism in Eukaryota, Fungi, Ascomycota, Eurotiomycetes, Eurotiales, Aspergillaceae. Gene Ontology annotation, molecular function: ribokinase activity. Gene Ontology annotation, biological process: D-ribose metabolic process. The transcript has a single exon. The coding region runs from base 1 to 1149 and encodes 382 amino acids.